AUGUUGGGUUUCCACAGGAGGACGCGGUCACUGAUCCCAGUCAAGGAUCUGGGCAAAUAUGAUAAGGUGUCUAUCGUAGAAGAGGAGGAACAAGAAGUCGAGGAAGAGAUGGAGAGUCAAGAUGUACCGGAUAGUGCGGAUAAGUCGCAAAGAGGGCAACUGGUGCUGGUUUACCUCGUCUUCUUCGCCGAAGCCAUUAUGGCCUCGAGCCUACAGCCACAACUCCAAAUGCUUCUCUCGUCCUCAGACUUUUGUGGCACCCUAUCUUCAUCCUAUCUCCGAAGCAUACUCGACUGCGCAUACGCAUUCGGCGGAACCACAGGCCUCUUCUGGGGCUACCUCGCGGAUCGCAUGGGCAGACGGCGUGUAACGCUCAUCGGACUCUGGAGCAUGUUUGUCUGCUGCCUAUGCAUGGGAUUUGCGACCACACUUGUUAGCUGUACCAUUUUCCGAUUUAUUGCAGGCAUGGUCAGCUCGGCUAUUGUAUCCACAACCCUGACGAUGCUCGGAGAUUUGAGCCUAACGGCAGAGGAACGCGCAAAGAACGUUGCUCGCCUACCCGUUAUUUCCCUCGGCGGCUCCAUGGGUCCAAUUAUGCAACUCAUGGUCUCUGAAAGUCUGCAAGCAUACAACAUGGUAUGGCAAAACUACCCCACCCUGGGCUCGGAGCUAGCUUGCGGAAUCGUUGUGUUCAUCAUCGCACUCGUGGCAAGCAUUUUCCUCAAGGAGACACUACCCAACUACAACGAGCGUACAGCAGACGCUGCAGACAUCGACUGUGAGAGGGCAGCUUUCCUCCGCCGCGACUCGCACGACACAAAUGUAACGCUCGUGGACUUUGCCCGCCCAGAACCCAUCACCAUCAGCCAGUUCCUCCAGGCCCCCUCCCUCAUGGUCCUCCUCUCCUCCUUCUGCCUCCUCUCCCUGCACGCCUCAACCUUCGACGUGGUCCUCCCGCACCUCGGCCACAGCAGCACCGCAUCCGGCGGCAUGGGCCUCCCCUGCGAAUGGCUCAACAUCAUCGUGCUCGGCGUCCGCGGCCUCGCAGCCGCCGUCGUCUUCUACGCCGUCCCCUGCGCAACCUCCAAGCACGGCCUCGUCAAGCUCUACCGCUCCCUCUCCGCCCUCCUCCCAGCAACAUACAUCCUCACCCCUUUCCUCGCCGCCAUCGUCACAUGCUCAGGCUUCGGCCCCAUCAUCUCCACCUUCUCCAUCUUCGCCAAACACCUCCUCACCGACGCCGCCGUAGUCGUCGUAUCCCUCCUCGUCCUCAACACCACCCCAGAUGCCUUCUCCGCGGGCACCGUCGUCGGCAUGAUGCAAAUCGCAAGUCUCUUCAAAGCCUUCGCCGUCGCCGUCAGCGGCACCACGUAUUACUUUAGCGACGACGUCAGCGUAGAUACUACCAACCUUGCUCUCUGGACCUGCCUCGCCCUCUUUGGUAUCGCCGGCGCAGGACUCGCGUGGUUCGUGCGUGAGCGCCCAAGCGUAGAGAAGGACUUCCCUAGCGAAGUCCUCUGCUGGGAGACGUGCUUCGAUGCUGAUGCUGAGAAGCAAUUUGAGCUUGAGAAUACAGAUGUCGAGUCGGACGGAGAGAGUGUAUAG
Messenger RNA from Bipolaris oryzae ATCC 44560, 1605 nucleotides. RefSeq lists its product as uncharacterized. Gene Ontology annotation, biological process: transmembrane transport. Bases 1 to 1605 code for a protein of 534 amino acids. The transcript has 2 exons. Lineage: Eukaryota; Fungi; Ascomycota; Dothideomycetes; Pleosporales; Pleosporaceae. Gene Ontology annotation, molecular function: transmembrane transporter activity. The record is from RefSeq and is a predicted model, not a curated record.